Messenger RNA from Nematocida major, 2037 nucleotides. RefSeq lists its product as uncharacterized. The transcript has a single exon. Gene Ontology annotation, molecular function: protein binding. The record is from RefSeq and is a predicted model, not a curated record. NCBI's taxonomy places the organism in Eukaryota, Fungi, Microsporidia. Bases 1 to 2037 code for a protein of 678 amino acids.
AUGAAAAUAUCAAGCAUGCGACUUGCACAUAUGCUUUUGGCAUAUGGCUUCAGUACUAUUCGCGCCACAUUGCCCGACGGCGAUUUCUGCGGGUCAGGCAGCGAUGCUGGCCUGGAUGAAAGCUUGCACUCAGACGAAAGCCAAGACAUCAUACUAGCGAGAGCAAUUCCCUGCAUAAGCAGAUAUAGCUCCUUAGAAGAAGAAGCUCCGGCACCUCCCCCUAGUCAGCCGAAUAUAGUGUAUGUUUCCACACAGACGGUGCAGAUGUCUGAAACUCCACAGCAAAUAACGUGCGAGGUUGAGCUAGAGCCAGAACCCUCUGUAAAGUUCGUGCUGGACUCUCCAGAAACCUCUGACGACGCUGCCUCUGUGAAUCUUGAGCACAAAGGGCACGGCACGACUCCAGAUGCAAGUGAGCGCCCAAACCCGCUUUCCGGACGAGGGCUGGAGGACGAGGAGAGUUUGGAAACGAAACGCCAGGCGGGCAGAAAUGCUGGAGCCACGUUUAUGUUCUGCGAACUAGAGGAGUUCCCGGCUUUUAAGGAUCCGCUGAAGGUGCAGGCGCUUCUGCUAUAUAACUGCAAGUUCUCUAAAAUUCCUGACUCUAUUGGCGAGCUAAAAGAGCUGCACUCUAUUACAAUUUCCAACUGCGAAAUCUCAAAGAUCUCCGACUCUAUUUCCCACCUUAAUAAGCUGAGCAUUCUUCACAUUGUAAACUGCACAAAGCUUGAGCGCCUUCCGGAAGGCCUGUUCCAGUGCCAUGCCCUAAAGGAUCUGCAGGUUACUUCGUGCCGCAUAUCGCACCUGCCCUGCAUGGUUGGGGUUCUUUCGCUGGUUAAGCUAAACCUAAGCAGAAACCUCAUUUCUGAUCUCCCAGACACGCUAGGCAGCAUGUCCAAGCUAGAGGUUCUAAAUAUAUCGCACAACAAACUAGAGCAAAUUCCACUGGGGCUCUGCGACUUGGCGUCCUUGAAGGAGCUAGACCUUUCGCACAAUAUAAUAUUCUUCACGAAGAAAGACAACAUCGAGUAUGAAAAAAUGUUUACUCCAACCGUGAAGAAAUACUACAACUACACAGCAGACCCUGUGGGCGCAAAAAAAGAGCUAAUUCCGCUCCCCUCUUUGGUGGAGGCAAACUUGUCCAACAACCUUCUGGAGUACAUUCCUACCAUUUUCUUUGCAUCCCAGUAUAUUAAAGCACUCAACUUCUCUAACAACAAGCUUGUGACUGUGGACAAGUCUGUGGACCGUGUUCUUCGGCGCGCCAGGUUCAAUAAGCUAGAUCUGCAGAACAACACCACGCUUGAGGACUAUGGAGAUCUGUUGACGGACUGUGGGUGCAAAGAAAUAUUUUGGCUUUUCAACGAUGCAGUGCUUCUCUCAGACAGCAUUCUAAAGAGGCUGGCCCAGCCAACGCCAAAAAACGAGGCAUAUCGCAUGCUGGCUUUGUUUGAGAGAGACGCCAUCAUAUGGAACUAUGCAAAGCUGAAGACGCUUAGAAGAAGGACAGACCAGAGCAUGGUUCUUGACCCCCAAAGUCCGAACUUUAACAAGGACGGGCUAAAGAUCAAAAUCGGCGAGUAUCUACUGACGCUUAAAAACAAUGUUUUUUCCGGCCUGUUCACCUUCCCAGCUCGCGUAGGGAAAGGCGACAUCUCUGAGCUCGGAGAGUACUGGACAUACGUGAUGAGAGACGAAGUUGGGCCUGGAAACAGCCGGCUGUGGGCAUGCAUUUCUCCUAAAUAUCCAUUCUCCUUAGAGCUAAAGGACCCAUUUUUCAACUCUAUCGGAAACGCCAUUUUGGCUUUCUACACCAGAUUCUCCAUUAGCACUGUGGUCAGCUAUAUCCAAGACAAGAUAAACUCGGAGUAUCUAUCGGUUCGGAACGCAAUAAAGUAUGCGCAUCUGAACAGCCCUCCGCACAAGUACAAUGAUCUGUUCCAGUACAAGGUAGAGGAUGUUAGAUAUGCUGAAGUCACCAAAGAGUGCGUCAUUCUGCUGCUUCGAGACUUUGGGUAUAUCGUGGAUGCAAGAUAA